CACUAGCCGCCCUCGGAGCUCGCCUUCCACCAGCGGCGGAGUGAGCGCAGCAACCCGCCGGUCCCGACUUCUGCGCUCCGACUCGGGACAUGGAGGCGCUGAGGACCGGCGAAGAGGGCGAGGAGCCUCCCAAAAGUAUCCGCAUUCUUGGGUCGGAGCUGGUGGAGACCUACACGGUAUAUAUCAUUCAAGUGGCUGUUGGAACCCAUGAGUGGAUAGUAAAACAUCGAUAUAGUGACUUCCAUGAUCUUCAUGAAAAGCUUGUUUUAGAGAAGAAGAUAGACAAGAAUAUAUUGCCUCCCAAAAAGAUUAUUGGUAAAAAUUCCAAAAGCUUGGUGGAAAAAAGAGAAAAAGAGUUGGAAGUAUAUCUACAAACUCUUCUUGCUAUAUUUCCAUUGGCAGCACCCAAAGUACUAUCACAAUUCUUACAUUUUCAUUUUUAUGAAAUCAUUGGAAUCACAGCUGCAUUGGCUGAAGAACUUUUUCAUAAAGGAGAGCAAUUACUUAUGGCUGGUGAGGUCUUUAAUAUUAAACCUUUGCAGCUUUAUGCUGUUACUCAACAGCUGCGUCAGGGGAAACCAACAUGUGCAAAUGGUGAUGCCAGAACUGAUCUUGGUCACAUUCUGGAUUUCACAUGCAGACUCAAAUAUUUAAAGAUAACUGGCACAGGUGGACCUGUUGGAAGCAGUAAUAUUCAGGAACAUCUUUUGCCUUUUGACCUAUCAAUAUUUAAAUCUCUUCAUCAGAUUCAGAUAAAUCACUGUGGUGCAAAACUUAUUAAUGGGCUGAUAUCUUCAAAGCACACUCUAGCAACACUAAGUGUACAAUUCUCAGCAACAUCCAUGAUGGAGGUCCUAGUACCUGAGGCCUAUGAAUUUGACCAGUGGGAGCCAGAAGGCGCAUCUUCAAAUCCUGUGACAGCAGUUAUUCCAACUUGGAGAACAUUAACAACUUUAGAUAUGAGUCAUAAUAGUAUAGCUCAAAUUGACAAUUCAGUGAAAUUAAUGCCGAAGAUUGAAUUUCUGGAUUUAAGCCACAAUGAUGUACCACUAGUGGAAAAUUUACAGCAUCUCUACAAUCUUAUUCACCUGGAUCUCUCCUACAAUAAACUUUCAACGUUAGAAGGAAUUCAUACAAAAAUUGGAAAUAUCAAAACACUGAAUUUAGCAGGGAAUCACCUGGAUAGACUUUCCGGACUCAACAAACUCUAUUCUUUAGUUAACCUGGAUCUUAGUAACAAUAAAGUGGAUCAGAUUGAUGAAAUAAGGAAUAUAGGAGGCCUUCCAUGCUUGGAAAAGCUUAUGUUAUCCAACAAUCCUUUGAGUAUUAUUCCUGAUUAUAGGACCAAAGUUCUAGCUCAGUUUGGUGACAGAGCCUCAGAGGUUUGUUUGGAUAAUACCACAACCACUGAAAAAGAACUUGACACUGUUGAAGUGUUGAAAGCUAUACAAAAAGCAAAAGAUGUAAAAUACAAAAUGAGUAAUUCCGAUAAGAAGAUCCCUGAAGAUUCCAAGCUUUCUGCUACCAGUUCAAAAUCAAACUGCUCUUCUCUUUCUGUUCAUCCUUCCUCUCCUUCUCUGCCACGUCCUGUCAGCUCCAGUCAAGAAAUAACAUACAAGAAAACAGCCCUAGUCAGCAGUUUCUCAUCAAGUAGUUUGACUCCUGAAAGCCAUACAGUUACCCAAAGAUGCCCUGAAACACCAGAUUCGUGUAGUGCAAGUCAGGUACCUGCUCCAGAUUUGGACCUUUCUGAUGAAAGCACACAUCGCAUGUGCUUGGGAUAUCCAGAAGAAGGACCCGAUUCCUUGCCUGAUCCUCUUAAUACUGUUACUCUGCCUUUCACUUGUAUGUCAUACGCUACCACAAAUCAGGACUUUGUGCAACAUCUCUCUACCUUGAUUGCAGAGGCCGUGGGACAUGUGCCCCUCUUUUCAGUGGAAACUCAGAACACGGGAGAUCUUUUGAGUGAUUCCAGAGUUACAGAAACUGAAGAUGGCUACUUUGAAAUGGGACUUCAUGAAGGAUAUCAGAUCUCUAAAGUGGCUCCCACUUCAAGUGGUGUGCAGACGACCCAAGCAAAACAGGAUACUAUAAUCAAAAUCCUCUGGAGUUUUUGCAUUCAGGUUCAUAAAGGACUCAGGCAGUUUGCUUCCUGUUUUGUUUUGGCUAGUAAUGUGAUGGCUGUAUUUGAAAUUGUUCAAGAUUCCAAAGGAAAUUGCCAGCAUAUACUUUCUGCUUUGAAAGUUGUACUUUGCUUUCCAUACUCUGACCUCAGUGAAUUUGGUUUUUUAAUACCAGAAAUAUGUUUGAUGCUCAACGUAAACAAUGGCGAUACCUGCUUGUUUGUUGUGUCAGACACUCAGAAUCUGCAAGAUUUCUAUUCCUGUUUACACCAGUUUCGCGUUCAGCACUAUAAGCCUGCUUUAGCUGGUUCUGUACUGUAUUGUGGCAAAGCUAAUUUGCAAGAGUUUGUCUACCAGCUGAUGGGGUUUUAUCAUAUUUCAUCUGAGAACACAGAGAUAAAAGGUUGUUUCCCAGUUUAUCUCUUCUGUCAUAAUAAGGCUGAUGGUCAAAAGGAACUAUGUUUGCCAGAACUGGGCAAUGAUGACCAAACCUGUUCCAAGCAUUGUGGUUGUUCUGCAUUUUACUCUGCGAUUCAUAAAUCAGCUGGAGAGAGCCAUUGUAUGCUGCACCCUUGUUGGAUAUUUCUCACACCUCACCACCUUCAUAUAGUUAAAGUUGAUUUUAAUAUACUGCCAGGUAAAUUCAUGGAUUCGGAAAAUGCCAGGAACAUUUUCAAACUGAACAGAAUUCCACUGGCUUCUGUUCUUUUGCAUCCCACGUGUUUUUCAGUUCAGCAAGAAGGUUCAUUUUCAGAUGGAUAUGUCCUGGAAUUGAUAAUUGGCUACAGAUUUGUCACAGCAAUAUUUGUCCUACCUCACGAGAAAUUCCAUUUUCUGAGAAUAUAUAGUUUUCUGAGGACACUUUUGCAAGAUGUCAAGACCAUAAUUAUUUUCAAAGAUGCCAAUCAUGUAGAAUCGGUCAGAAACUCUUCUACGGACUGUUUAAGGCAUGGCCCAACUACAAGCUUUUGCAAGCCUCGUUUGCCAUUCUCAUCUUUGUACCCAUCUGAAUUUCUGAUGCAAAGAAUUACCGAUGAGAACCAGAUACCUAUGCACCUUUCAGUCUCUCCAUCUCUUCAAUAUGUAGCUGGGCUAAAAGAAAAACACAUUAUGGAUUUUUUCCAUAACAGCAUUGCUGAGGUCGAAAAUGAAGAACUAAGACAUCUCAUGUGGUCAUCUGUUCUGUUUUAUAAAGCUCCAGAUAUGGAAGUGACAACUUGUGUACUACUUUCAACUAAAGCUAUUUACUUCUUGUUGGAUGAUUCUGUGACGCAUUCUAAUGAUCACCAUUUAGGUUUUUGGGGCACUGACUUUGAAUUCAGCUCUUUCCACCUCACUCCUUGCUUAGUUCUAAAAUUAAAUGAUCUGCAUUCAGUGAACAUUGGACUUUUUGAUCAGUAUUUUCGACUUACUGGACAUUCGGCAGAACAUAUAUUAACCUGCCUAACCAGAGACAGUUAUAGCACUCACACUUUUAUCCAGCACCUCAUGGCAGUGCUCUCACUCCUUGCAAGGACACCAUCGCCAGAACCAGUAGAUAAGGACUUCUACUCUGAAUUUGGGAAGAAAAAUACAGGAAAAAUGGAAAACUAUGAACUGAUUCACUCUAGCAGAGUGAGAUUCAUAUAUCCCAAUGAAGAAGAAAUUGGGGACCUUGCUUUUCUGGUUGCUGAGAAGAUGAACAGUGUCGUGAAAUCCCCAUCCCUGAAUCUACUCCUUUAUGUGUUGGCGUUUCAGGUCAAUACGACGGAGGGGACUGCUCAGGCCUUCAGUUCCCUCCAGCCUAAAACACUGAUCCUAACUAGCUCAGAUUUGUUUCUUUUCAAUGAGGACUACAUCAGCUACCCACGGCCUGAGUUUGCAAAGGAACCACCAAAGGGAGACAAGUAUCAGCUUGCAGAUGGAAGAAGAAUCCGUGACCUAGAUCGUGUGCUCAUGGGCUAUCAGGCCUAUCCUCAGGCACUCACCUUUGUUUUUGACGACAUUCAGAAUCAUGAUCUCAUGCAGAACCUGACCUUAGAUCACUUUGGCAAUGCCUUCAGUUUCCCUAAAGGACAGGCCGCACAAGAGGGCAAUGUCAGCCAAGAGGUGCUCUGGUGUGUCUUCAUCCCAAGUCCUGACAGCCGUGAAAAACUGAUCUCACUACUUGCUAGGCAGUGGGAGACACUGUGUGGUAGGGAGCUGCCUUUGGAGCUCACCGGAUAAUUUUGUUGGGUUUAAAUAUUUCAGCUCAUCAGGUCUACAGUUACAAAUUAAAGCACAGUAUUGACUGAUUUAACCCUGGAUCAGCAUUGUCUUCACAGCAGUGUCACAUUACAUAGGGUGAUUUUGUUUUUCCCCCCCCUGUGCAUUGCCAUUGGUAUUUCUUGUGCGGGGGGCGUGGGGCGUUAUUACACAACAUAAGCUGCUAAAUGAUUGUCCUGGAAUUUUCUAAACUCUGUUUUUAUGUAGCAAGUAACAUGUUCCAGAUUCCUAAUUAAGCAUUCUAGGCAACUGUAUGGAACAAAAGGAGUCGGCACUUGGCGUACUUUCAUUUAGGGCUGUUGAUGUUUCCACUGUGUUUUUGUACAAUGCUGUUCUAUACAAAAAUAUAGAAAUAAUGGUAUCAAAAGAUGCUUGUGCUAUGUUAAGGUGCAAUGUUCUUUGGACAAGAUGUACACUGCUUAUACUGCUGAUAAUUAUUUAAUGAUAUUUCUUAUUUUUACAUUUUGUCUUUUUAUGAUGUAUCAUUUUUUUAAUUUUGUCGGCUAAUUGUGAACAUGAUAGAAUUCAUCUAAUUGAAUGUUGAUUUUACAUGUCAUUUAUAUUUUCAUGAGAUUGAACAAAGUUACUGGUUUGAUUUCAACACUGCAGACAGAAGGAUUGGUCAGGAAUGGUCAUAAUUAUUUGAUGCCAACAAAUAAUGAAACAUUUGUUGUUAGGAGCACCUUGUUUUUGUUGCCAAAUUUCUCAAAAACAAUAAACUGAAUUUUGACACAA
Messenger RNA from Protobothrops mucrosquamatus (brown spotted pit viper), 5102 nucleotides. It is a transcript of the gene NISCH, whose product is annotated as nischarin. Bases 90 to 4328 code for a protein of 1412 amino acids. Gene Ontology annotation, molecular function: protein kinase binding; integrin binding; phosphatidylinositol binding. The record is from RefSeq and is a predicted model, not a curated record. Gene Ontology annotation, cellular component: cytoplasm. The transcript has 21 exons. NCBI's taxonomy places the organism in Eukaryota, Metazoa, Chordata, Lepidosauria, Squamata, Viperidae.